Molecule: messenger RNA, 1563 nt
Organism: Nerophis lumbriciformis (worm pipefish)
Lineage: Eukaryota; Metazoa; Chordata; Actinopteri; Syngnathiformes; Syngnathidae
Source: RefSeq, a predicted model, not a curated record
AUGGAGCUCCACAACAGAGUCCCUGGAGAAAUUGUGCCUGUGGUGAUCAUAGGAAACGGCCCGUCAGGAAUCUGCCUGUCCUACCUGUUGUCGGGCUACACCCCCUACCUGUCGCCCGAGGCAUCGCACCCGAACCCGCUACUGCACAGCAAGCUCGCAGAGGAACCUGACGUUUCCCUGCUGGAUCGCGACCUGGAGUACCUGUGCGAGGGUCUCCAGGGACGCUCGUCCAACCCUGUGGCCGUGCUGUUCGACUCGUUGCUGCUUCCCGACAGCGACUUCGGACUGGACUAUACGUCCCCGCUGGAGUGGCGUCGCCGGCCGGACAGAGCCGUGCCGCAUCUGGUCCUGGGAAAGGGGCCCCCCGGUGGAGCCUGGCAUGCAAUGGAGGGAUCCAUGUUAACGCUCAGCCUCGCUAACUGGAUGGAACUGCCAGGACUCAAACUUAAGGACUGGAUGAAAGACAAGAGAAGAAACGUGCGCAACGACCGCGCCACGCCGGCCGAGAUCGCUUCCUACUACCAGCACUAUGUGACUCAAAUGUCACUGGAGCGCAACUUCGCCCACGGGACCACCGUCACCUCGGUCACAUGGCGGGCCGCCGACAGCCGGGGGUCCCGCGGGUGCUGGCGUAUCGAGGGGCAUCAGCGUCGAGAUGGCGAGGAUCUAGCAGAUGAUUCUCUCGCCGAGCGGCUGCCGUUCACUCUGCUGGCCCGCAACGUGGUGCUGGCCACGGGCACCCACGACAUCCCGGCACGUCUGGGAGUGGAAGGCGAGUCGCUGCCUUACGUGUGCCACUCCUUCUGGGAGCUGGAGGCCGCCAUCUCCCGCGGCGAGCUGGACCAGUCCUCCGACCCGGUGCUAGUAGUGGGCGCCGGGCUGACGGCCGCCGACGCCGUGCUGGCGGCACACCACCUCAACACGCCCGUCUACCACGCAUUCCGCCGCGACGUGGCCGAUCCGGGGCUCAUUUUUAAUCAGCUGCCCAAGAUGCUCUACCCUGAGUACCACAAGGUUCACCAGAUGAUGACACAACAGCAGCACCAACCGGCGUCCCCUCUGGACUCGUCUUCCUCGCCCCCCGCCUUCUCGUUGUCUUCGUCAUCCUACACCGGCUACCUCAGCUUCCCUCGCCACCGCGUGGCGUCCUUCCGACCGGACCGCAAAUGCGUGCUAGAGUCGGACACGGGUCGGCGGACCGUGGUCCAAGUGUCCAAAGCGUUGGUGUUGAUCGGCGCCCACCCAAAUUUGUCCUUCUUACCCGAACGGGGUCGGCCUCUCGGGGUCCGGCCGGAGGAGGCCAUCACCUGCCGGAGGAACCCCAUCGACGUGGACCCCUUUACUCACCAGGUGUUGUCAGCCGAGGGGCCCGGCAUGUACGCGAUGGGCCCGCUGGUCGGGGAGAACUUUGUGCGCUUCCUCAAGGGCGGUGCGCUAGCUAUUGCUAGCGAUAUCGCUAAAGGACAAAGGGAGGACGCUAAUGGUGUGCACCAGGAUGGACUCGCUGACAAAUGGGUGGACAGAUGGGUCGCCAUUCAGAAUCUAGCGGUGUCGCGGUCGUAG